GGGUCGGCCGGCCGUGAGCCUUCGCCGCCGCUGCGCCCCGGUCGGCCCCAGCCAUGGCCCUGGUCCCGGAGCUGCUCUUCUACGUGAACGGCCGCAAGGUGAUAGAAAAAAAUGUCGACCCUGAAACAAUGCUGUUACCCUACCUGAGGAAGAAUCUGCGACUUACAGGAACUAAGUAUGGCUGUGGAGGGGGCGGCUGUGGUGCCUGCACAGUGAUGAUUUCACGAUAUAAUCCCAGCACCAAGCAGAUAAGGCAUUAUCCAGCCACUGCCUGCCUGACCCCCAUCUGUUCUCUGUAUGGUACGGCUGUCACCACAGUAGAAGGCAUAGGAAGCACUAAAACAAGGAUUCAUCCUAUUCAGGAGAGGAUUGCCAAAUGUCACGGCACCCAGUGUGGAUUCUGCACCCCUGGGAUGGUGAUGUCCAUCUAUGCACUGCUUCGGAAUCAUCCAGAGCCCACUCUGGAUCAGCUAACUGAUGCCCUUGGUGGGAACCUGUGCCGCUGCACUGGGUACAGACCCAUAAUUGAUGCAUGCAAGACCUUCUGUAAGACAUCUAGCUGUUGUCAAAGCAGAGAAAAUGGGGUUUGCUGUUUGGAUCAAGGAGUAAAUGGAGUGCCCGAAUUUGAGGAACAACACAAGAUAAGUCUAGAACUCUUCUCAGAAAAGGAGUUUCUACCACUGGAUCCAACCCAAGAGCUGAUAUUUCCUCCGGAGCUAAUGAUAAUGGCCGAGAAACAACCACAGAAAACCAGAGUUUUUGGUGGUGACAGAGUAACAUGGAUUUCCCCAGUGACCCUGACAGGACUUGUGGAAGCUAAAUUCAAGUAUCCUCAGGCCCCCAUUGUUAUGGGGAACACCUCUGUGGGGCCUGAAGUAAAAUUUAAAGGCAUCUUCCACCCAGUCAUAAUUUCUCCUGACAGAAUCGAAGAACUGAGUGUUGUAAACCAGGCGAGUGAUGGGCUGACCCUGGGUGCGAGCCUCAGCCUGGCCCAGGUGAAGGACAUCCUGGCUGAUGUGGUCCAGAAGCUCCCAGAAGAAAAGACACAGACAUUCCGUGCUCUCCUGAAACACCUGAGAACGCUGGCUGGGUCCCAGAUCAGGAACAUGGCUUCUUUAGGGGGCCACAUCGUGAGCAGACAUCUGGAUUCAGAUCUGAAUCCCCUCCUGGCCGUGGGUAACUGUACCCUCAACUUAUUGUCAAAAGAAGGAGGGCGACAGAUCCCUUUGAACGAUCAGUUUCUCCGCAAAUGUCCUGCAAAUGACCUUAAGCCUCAAGAAAUCUUGGUCUCAGUGAACAUCCCCUAUUCCAGGAAGUGGGAAUUUGUGUCAGCCUUCCGACAAGCCCAGAGGCAACAGAAUGCGCUCGCAAUAGUCAACUCGGGAAUGAGAGUUCUUUUUGGAGACGAGAAUGGCAUCAUUAAAGAGUUAUCCGUCUUUUAUGGAGGUGUCGGUCCAACCACCAUCUGUGCUAAGAAUUCCUGCCAGGAGCUCAUCCGAAGGCCCUGGAACGAAGAAAUGCUGGAUACCGCAUGCAGGCUGAUUUUGGAUGAAAUCUGCCUUCCAGGCUCAGCUCCAGGCGGGAAGGUGGAGUUCAAGAGGACCCUCGUCGUCAGCUUCCUCUUCAAAUUCUACCUGGAGGUGUUACAGAUUCUGAAGAGGAUGAACCCAGGUCACCACCCUAGGCUGGCAGACAAGUCUAAGAGUGCUUUAGAAGAUCUUCGCCCCAGACAUCACUGGAGUACAUUAACUUACCACGAUGUAGACCCAAAGCAACUUCUUCAAGACCCUAUUGGCCGUCCCAUCAUGCACCUGUCUGGUAUUAAUCAUGCCACCGGGGAAGCCAUCUACUGUGAUGAUAUGCCUGCCGUGGACCAGGAGCUGUUUCUGACUUUUGUAACUAGUUCAAGAGCUCAUGCUAAGAUUGUGUCCAUUGAUCUGUCAGAAGCUCUUAGCCUGCCAGGAGUGGUGGACAUUUUGACUGCGGAUCAUCUUCAGGGUGUAAAUUCAUUCGCCACAGAGUCAUUUCUGGCAACAGACGAGGUGCUAUGCGUGGGUCAUCUUGUCUGUGCCGUGGUUGCAGAGUCUGAGAUUCAGGCAAAACGAGCUGCAAAGCGAGUGAAGAUUGUCUACAAAGACUUGGAACCACUGAUCCUAACAAUUGAGGAGGCUAUACAACACAAGUCCUUCUUCGAGUCAGAGAGGAAACUGGAAUAUGGAAAUGUUGAUGAAACAUUUAAAAUGGUGGAUCAAAUUCUUGAAGGUGAAAUUCAUAUGGGAGGUCAAGAACAUUUUUAUAUGGAAACCCAAAGCAUGCUUGUUAUUCCCAAGGGAGAAGCUCAAGAAAUUGAUGUCUAUGUGUCCACACAGUUUCCCAAACAUGUACAGGAUAUAGUUGCCUUCAUCUUGAAGCGCCCAGCCAACAAGGUCAUGUGUCAUGUAAAACGUGUUGGUGGGGCAUUUGGGGGGAAGGUGGUCAAAACCAGCAUCAUGGCAGCCAUCACCGCAUUUGCAGCCAACAAACAUGGCCGUGCAGUCCGCUGCAUCCUGGAACGAGGAGAGGACAUGUUAAUAACUGGAGGCCGCCAUCCUUACCUUGGGAAAUACAAAGCUGGAUUCAUGAAGGAUGGCAGAAUCUUGGCCCUGGACAUGGAACAUUACUGCAAUGCUGGCAGCUCCCAGGAUGAGUCACUAUGGGUGGUAGAAAUGGGACUUCUAAAAAUGGACAACGCUUACAAGUUUCCCAACCUGCGCUGCCGGGGCUGGGCCUGCAGAACCAACCUUCCAUCGAACACGGCCUUUCGUGGCUUCGGCUUUCCUCAGGCAGGGCUCAUCACCGAAGCCUGCAUCACAGAAGUGGCAGCCAAGUGUGGCCUCCCCCCUGAGCAGGUUCGAGCAAUAAAUAUGUACAAGGAAGUUGAUGAAACACACUACAAGCAGGAGAUUAAUGCUAAGAACCUCAUCCAGUGUUGGAGAGAGUGUAUGACCAAGUCUUCCUACUCUGCAAGGAGAGCGGCAGUGGAAAGAUUCAAUGCAGAGAAUUACUGGAAGAAGAGAGGACUGACAAUGGUCCCCCUGAAGUAUCCUGUUAGUGUUGGCUCAAUUGUCCUUGGUCAGGCAGCGGCCCUGGUUCACAUUUAUCUGGAUGGUUCUGUGCUGGUCACUCAUGGCGGGAUUGAGUUGGGGCAGGGCGUCCACACUAAAAUGAUUCAGGUAGCCAGCCGAGAAUUAAAGAUGCCAAUGUCGAAUAUCUGCCUACGUGAGACCAGUACAGAAACCGUCCCGAACACAAAUGCUACUGGAGGGUCCAUGACAGCAGAUCUCAACGGGUUGGCAAUAAAGGAUGCUUGUCAGACACUUCUAAAACGCCUUGAACCCAUCAUCAGCAAGAAUCCUCAUGGAACUUGGAAGGAUUGGGCAGAGGCUGCGUUUGACAAUAGCAUCAGCCUUUCAGCUAUUGGAUACUUCAGGGGUUUUGAGACUAACAUAGACUGGGAGAAAGGAGAAGGCCACCCCUUUGAAUACUUUGUGUGUGGAGCUGCCUGUUCUGAAGUUGAAGUAGACUGCCUGACGGGGAAUCACAAGAAUAUCAGAACAGACAUCGACAUGGAUGUUGGCUACAGCAUAAAUCCAGCCAUUGACAUAGGCCAGAUUGAAGGUGCAUUUAUUCAAGGCAUGGGGCUGUAUACAAUAGAGGAACUGAGUUAUUCUCCUCAGGGCGUUCUGUACACCCGUGGCCCCAGCCAGUACAAGAUUCCUGCCAUCUGUGACGUCCCCACAGAGCUGCACGUUUCUUUUCUGCCUCCAUCUGAAAACUCAAACACCCUCUAUUCAUCUAAGGGUGUGGGAGAAUCUGGGCUGUUCUUGGGGUGUUCAGUGUUUUUUGCCAUCCGGGAUGCAGUGUGCGCAGCCCGACAGGAGAGAGGCAUUUCUGAACCAUUGAUGCUCAGUAGUCCACUGACUCCAGAGAAGAUUAGAAUGGCCUGUGAAGACAAGUUCACAAAAAUGAUUCCAAGAGAUAAACCUGGAUCCUAUGUUCCUUGGAAUGUACCUGUAUGAGUCAAGUGCAAACUUCUGGAGAAAACAGAAUGGCUCUUGUCAAUGGAGGAAUCUAUGCAGUCUCUGGGCUCUAACAUGCUCUAUGAAAGCCAGAUUUUCUCAGCUCAGAAAUCAUUCCAUGGAGUGUUGCUUUUGCAUGAAUAACCCCUUCAGGAUUUGAUAGAUGUACUCAUGCAAUUUAUAAAUCAUAUUUUGAAUAGUAUGUAAUACUAAGUGGUUUCCUCUGAGGUGAUUUUCUCCAUUAUUCUGUCCUUGGACCCAUCCAGCUAAAUGGAAUAAUGACUUGUAUGUGAUUCAGCUAUGGCUUGUGUCUACCAACAGAAAUUACACUGUCUAGUGAAAGCGAUUUUCUAAAUCACUUUAUUAGUAGUAAGAACUGUAAUGUUGC
This is a messenger RNA of Jaculus jaculus (lesser Egyptian jerboa), 4446 nucleotides long. RefSeq names its product aldehyde oxidase 1 (gene Aox1). The record is from RefSeq and is a predicted model, not a curated record. The transcript has 35 exons. Lineage: Eukaryota; Metazoa; Chordata; Mammalia; Rodentia; Dipodidae. The coding region runs from base 54 to 4058 and encodes 1334 amino acids. Gene Ontology annotation, molecular function: FAD binding; iron ion binding; oxidoreductase activity.